AGAUCGUUUUUGGCCAGCACAAACAUUACACCUUGUAGGACCGUUUGGUUCUGUCUCGCUCUUUACACUUCAAAAUGGAUGCCCCACCAGGCCAAGAACUUCCAGACACUUUGGUGCCCCCAGCACCUCCUGCUCCACCGUCUUCCCCAGGAGGCUACCGUGGUCUCCUCGGCGUGGGCGCGACCUUGCUAAAAAGGUUGAAAUUCCUUGCCAAAGUGAAGGCGCUCCUGCUUUCUAACAAGGAGAUGAUUGCGAACAAAGCAGGAUCUUUGGCAGCAUUGCCGUUUUUGCAACCGCAUCAAGGGCGACAACUUUUGGGAGACCGCUCUAGUAGAACAAGCACUUGCGAAUCAACAUCAUCUUCUUGUUCUGGAAGCAGCAGUCUCGGAGCGGCGGCUCGCCAGUCCUUGCCCAGACCUCAGACCCCUUGCGAUCGACUCCUGCCCGACUCCGAGGCCGCUCGUGAAACAAAAUUGCCAACUUGCUGCACAGCUUCAACGUGCCCACUCUGUGGCGCAGCGUGGUACUACAACUCUUCUGCAGAUAAAGAUCUUGCUGGGGGUAAGUCAUCUUGCUCAAUGUUGAGCACUACUUCUACACCAGCAGCAGAACAGCCGAACCCCGACGUGCCGCCCUGGGUUUGGGAGCACAUUCACUCAGACUUUUUCCUGCGCUGCCCGCCCAGGGAAAGUGACGAGGAGAGAGGGGAUUCUUUCGCCAGUAACUCGCAUUCUCUCAUCCUGCCGAGGAAGAGAAGCAACCCGAAUCUCGGCAGUGGAGGUUCCGAAAGUACAACUACUAGUCGUGACACAACAACUAGUAUCUCCCCUCCUUACGCGAGAGUGAACCCAAAUCCUCCCAGAACCGCCACAGACCCCGAUCAGGAUGAAGAUUUUGACAAACAUGUCGCGAGGAAGCUGAUCGACUUUCUGAACCACGAGCUAGCCCUUGACGCGGUUUCGCAGCAAAUGAACGACCUAGCUUACGAAACGAAAAAGCAGAGAAACUUGAUGACGUGGCUACACGAGCAGAUUGACAAUGUUUGGGAAGAGAGGGGAUUGGUCUUUCAGAACCUGCGCGAGAACUUCAUGCACAGCGGUACUGUUGACCCCGACAGCGAGACGGCGCUGACGGUAAGGAUAUCUAAAGGAAAAAUCCCCCCUCCCCAUACUGAAAAGGUGUAUUUUUGGAAAUUUGUGAUGCUGAUUUGUGGUCACAAAUCGUGUCUUCUGCAAGAAGGCAAACGCAGAAGGCCGCAAGCAUUAUCCCGGCGGUUUGUAAUGCUGCUGGACCUACGUCAUGGACUUUUGUCAUUCUGAGCGCGUAGGCCAAAACCUCCCCACUCCGGUUUGAUAUAGGCCUGCAGUCCUCUACAGCAAGACAAGGCUGAUUUGUGUACGCAAAUCCAGCAACAGAAAUUUCGUUUUGAUAUGGGGUGGGAGGGAUUUUUCCCUUUGAUACAGGACCGACUUGGCUUUGUCGCGGGACAAGGUGAAGCGGAUACAAGCCGGAUUGGACCCGUCGUAUAUCCAGAACGCAAUCCGGAAAUUUUUGUUUAUCAAAAGGAAAAAUCCCCCCUCCCCAUAUCGAAAACGAAAUUUGUGAUGCUGGAUUUGAGCACAUAUCAGAUUUGCCUUGCUGAAGAGGACUGCAGGCCCACAUCAAGCCUGAGUAGAUGUAGAGAGGUUUUGGCCUAGGCGCUUAGCAUGAGAAACGUCUGCGCUGUAGGCCAAACAGCAUCUGCAUCACAAACCGCCUGCAUAAUGCGGCGGAGCCUGUGGAGUUGCCUUCUUGCAAGACAGAGAUCAUUUGUGGUCGCAAAUCAGCAUUGCAAAUUUUCUGAAGCGUACCUUUUCGAUAUGGGGAGGGGGGAUUUUUCCCCGGGAUAUUGUUCCGGGAGAAAUUUCUGAAACGGCGGGGAAGUAGUAGUAGCUUCAGAAAUAGGCAUCGGAUGGUCGACGUCAGCACGGGAGGUGGACGGGGCAGCAGCAGUCGUGCAGCGUCUCUUGAUUUGGCGAAAUUUAACUCCAACUCUUUCGCCAAUCAGGUCUCUAACAGAAACGACGGUGGCUUGCAAUUACUGACAACUUCCAGACUUUUCAAGCAAAACCGAGACAAAGUGCAGGAACGGUUAAUCAGAGACCAACCGCGGCCCGUCCCGGUUGUUUUGAAAAAGGGAGUUUACCAGUGCGGGCAUGAUUACGGGUACAUGAGUGUAUGCAAUACAAAUUUCCCGUACAUGUACAAGAUGCAUCACAAAUUUCGCCAAUUUGGAGCGUCAAACUUGUCAUGCUAAACUAGGAUCGAGGCCAAGUUUUGUCAUGCAGAGACCGCAUGUGUACGUGUACAGGAAAUUUACUGUGGAUAGAGCAACGAGCAAGUUUACGAACUGAUGUCCUACAAGUACGAGGGUGCCGUCCAUUCCGAAUUGCGAAGCGCUCCGAAGAACACCCACCACCAGUGGCUCAGCCCGGUGGUGCAUGAGACGGACGUUUUGCCCUACCAGCUGUUUGGAUAUGGGAGUGCACAACCCCCCUCCCACUCAUAUGUAAUGCGAAACACCCAAUCCACCUCUUGCUUUCAGGCUCUGUUUGCAUGACAAAUUUUGGAACCUAAAACAGUACUACAAUCUGUGUGCAGAUUUGUCAUGCGAAAGGCCCAUUUGUCCCGUUUCUUGUGUUGCUACGCAUUCACCUCAAAUGAGGGGGAGAGGGAGUUGUGCACUUUUAUAUUGGAAACAAGGCUCGGAAGUGGAUGCUGCUGCGAAAGGAUUGGACCUUGGAAGAUAUUCAAAUGCCAGACGCAGAUGAAGUUGUAGACGAGAGAAUUAUAGCGGCGGAUGUUGGUGAACGUGAAGAGGACGCCUUGUUCGCCGGCGAAACUAGGGAAGAAGAGGAAACAGUACACCACGAGACCGGCGCGAAAGUGGAUCAGAAUCCCGCAGAUCCUCGUGCUGGGCGAACCAACAGGCAUAAAGCCGCCUACCACUUUACCUACCCAAUAGCUUUUCGCAACGAAGAGGAACGACAAACAGCUGUGAUGCACAACCGAAGGACCACAUCAAUAAGGCAAAGCCGUGUCACAUCAACACCAACAUCAUCUUCACCAAGCGCCGCAGUGUCAACUCGAGAUGAUUCGUCCCGUGGUGGUAGUGCCACCAGUGGCACAUCAUCAACGACAAACUCAAGUUCAACUUCUAACCUCCGCGAAGAUGAUUACAGUACAACUCCCGUCGGUGACCACGCAGAGGAACAGCCAGCAGCGAUGUUUGAAUCUCUCAUGGAGGUUCACGUCGACGCCGGUGGUAUUUUCGCCGAGAGUAUCAAAUGUAAAAACGUCUGGGUCUGGAAGAGUGCAUGUAUGUCAUGCUGGUCUGGCAUGAAUCUUAAAUCUGUCAUGCACGUUGCCCAAGAGCCGCACUUCUCUGUCAUGCGGAGACGCAAUUUGUCAUGCAGAAUAGGCAACACCUACAAGCUCAGAAAUUUCUCAUGCUGAGCCAGCACUUCUGGCCUCCUCAUGCUGCGCCACUCAGCAUCACAAGUUUCCAGACCCAGACACUUUUGCAUUUGAUAGAGAGACUCGAAAACAUGCUGGACCUGCGGGAGCGGUUUUUCGACCGAAUGGUCCGGACAAACAACGCAGAUCACUGGACGCUAUGCAUUGCAAAAGUUAAAGUAUCGUACUAAUGGAAAAAAUCGCAUGACAAAUGUCCUCAGCAUGAGAGGACACGGAAUUUGUAGUGCGGAUUUGCCUUGAAGACCAGAUUUGUAAUGCGGAAUUGCAAUUAGUGCGAUCUUUUGCACAGGAUAGACGCCCUUUUUUCGCACCUGGAGGAUGAGCUUUCCGUUUGAACACCGACUGUCCUCGUUUUCCAAAAAGCCAGUGGUGGAUUUCGAUUCGGUAGAGGAUUUCGCGAGGGAGAAUGGGCUGCUUGUUUAUUCCGAAGGUCCUCGUGAAGGUCGUCGAUCAUCUUCUCAACAAGACCACCGAAACAAAAAUCAUGCGGGACAGAAUCAGAAACAACAAAGAGCAACUCCAGGCGGAACAAGAAAAUUUUCACCAGAACAAGAGCAACACCAGCUUCUAUCAGACUCGCAAAAGGCCUUCCUCGAGGAUAAGAUCGACACCACGACCCGCGGGCAGCACCACGCCGGGAGUUUAGACUAUGCAUUGCAAAAGUAUCGUACUAGUAUAAAUCGCAUGACAAAUUUCCUCGGAAUGGAAAAUGGAAUUUGUCAUGCUGAUUUACCUUGCGAACCAGAUUUGUCAUGCAUAUCUGCGAUUAGUACGAGUGCGAUGCUUUUGCAUUUGAUACAGACGACAAGGACGUAAUCCGGAACGGGAGAAAUAUGGAAUACUUGGUCGCCGAAUCCAAAACCGUCUUCACGAUCAUCACUUGCCAGGUCCAGAACGAACCGGCGCGGCUCCAGAACCUGGAAAGAGCGAACUUUUUCCGGUUGGGCGGACAGUUUUUUGAGCGGGAACGGGAUGCGGCGGUAGAGAACAACUACUGGGGCUGUGGGUACAAUGUUUGCACCCGGAUGAAAAACGACGUGAACGACGGGAGUGUCAAAACGUUGAACCCAAACAAUGGUGUGACGAAGCGCAAGUUGGGGCUGGGGCUGAACGGGGGGAUGAUGGAACAAGUAGAGGUGGAUAUUUGAAGACGAUCAUGAAGAUACGGGUUUCUUUGUCUUCUUGUUCUUUGCCUUUCCACUUUAUUUUUGUGCGAGAACGAGUAGUUGGACGCGGGCGUGGGCUGAGGUAUUUCGCGUAGAAGAUUCUCUGACAACUUCAACUUGCUCAUCUAUGUCUGUUUCAAAUAAACUUUGUCGUGUCAGUGCCAGCUACUAGGCGAUUAGUUUGCUUACUUACUCGCCGGUGGCGAGGUUUUAGUUUUUGGAUUUUUCCUGCUGUAUGCUGUAACUCAUCUUCUCAGACGAACCGAAAUAGUCCGGCAAAGUCGUUCGCGUGCGUGUGGCUGUCUGAUGAUUUCACCUGUUGGCGUCAUUGUCUGAGAAAGGUACUUUGAUGACGGCUGCGGACCUUUGACGCAACUUUGGGAAUACAGAAUCACACUGAAAUUAAUCUUUUUAGAUUACGCCAUAAUCAU
Messenger RNA from Amoebophrya sp. A120, 5113 nucleotides. Lineage: Eukaryota; Dinophyceae; Syndiniales; Amoebophryaceae. The record is from the annotation of a GenBank genome assembly.